AUGCUCGUCAAAGCAAUAGAUACUAUGCCACGGUGGACAGGCAUCUGGAAUAAGCUGCAAGUUGUAGCACGCGCAAGCACUAAACACAGGCAGAUAUUUCCUCGAUCGAUCGAUCGGAAUCUUCAUACCUUGAGGGACUCCAUUACGCACAAACAACAGAAACCCAGCAAGCAGGUCGACCACGACACCAACUCGAUCCUCUUCCUUGAAUGUAUCAGCAUCCAGAAAACUCACUCGUGCAGGGAGUUGCGGCUUAGGUCCUCGGAACGAACCCGUUGUGAUAAACCCACCUUCGCAAUACAUCACUGCCGGCAUGUGGUCACAUGCUGGUGUUGGUAG
Phytophthora nicotianae INRA-310 is the source of this 339-nucleotide messenger RNA. RefSeq lists its product as hypothetical. The transcript has a single exon. The record is from RefSeq and is a predicted model, not a curated record. The coding region runs from base 1 to 339 and encodes 112 amino acids. NCBI's taxonomy places the organism in Eukaryota, Oomycota, Peronosporomycetes, Peronosporales, Peronosporaceae.